Tribolium castaneum (red flour beetle) is the source of this 4081-nucleotide messenger RNA. Its product is annotated as zinc finger protein 350. Gene Ontology annotation, cellular component: nucleus; transcription regulator complex; chromatin. The transcript has 5 exons. The coding region runs from base 1850 to 3331 and encodes 493 amino acids. Gene Ontology annotation, molecular function: RNA polymerase II cis-regulatory region sequence-specific DNA binding; transcription coregulator activity; DNA-binding transcription factor activity, RNA polymerase II-specific. NCBI's taxonomy places the organism in Eukaryota, Metazoa, Arthropoda, Insecta, Coleoptera, Tenebrionidae. The record is from RefSeq and is a predicted model, not a curated record. Gene Ontology annotation, biological process: regulation of transcription by RNA polymerase II.
AAUAACAAUAAAUACAGAAAUUUUUAGCUUGCAUUUGAAGAAAACGCAAUUCAAAGUGCACCAGUGUAUCUUCGUGGGGAUUUUGUACAAUACUCUGAACUCGGAAUUCGUAGUUUUGUGUAAUGCACCUGUCCAUAAAAAAUUUAUUUUCAUUGCGAAAAAUUUAAAAUGCAAAGAAUUGAAUAACGUGAACGUUUGUUUUGUUUUUCUGCAUCUUAUGUUAAAAGUUAAAAUUGCUCAUUUACUACUCCAUUUUACGCCUCCCACUCGUGGUUUUCCUCCCACUUCAACUCCACGUUGCUCCUCCUUUUUUCCAAGUUGUGUCGUUAUCUCCAGAUGAGUUGAUACAACUUCAUUCACACAUUACUUGGCUUCAAAGCCGAAUCAAUAUUUAUCAUUGUUGGUAAAAAACCGUCCAAUGGCAGUUUUUAAUCACGGAAUUUCCUUGUGCAUAUUUUGUUGUAAAUUAAAUACUAAAAAAGGCAUUUCAAAGCAAGGUCGCUAUAAACGAUAAUGAUAAAACAUAGGUAAUCUGAGUUAAUUAUUGUUUGUUGAAACAAUUUGAUACGUGGCUUGUUCAUGAGUGUAAUUUGUUGUUUUUUCGCGCAUAAAGCCAUUCAAGACUUUAGUGAAAGUUUUCGUAAACUCGAGCUAUGCAAUUUUUAUUCCGUUAUAUUGUUCUGCACUACUAAGCAGAUAUUUGGUUAAUAAAUUAUACUGUAGACCAGUUUACAUUAAUGUCUGAGUAAGCGGGGAUAAUAACCACUAUUCAAUUACAUACAAUUUAUUCUGUUACUAAUUUAUUUGUCGCGUUCCAUACUUUUACAAUGGUGGGUUUUAACCACUGGUAACUCCAACUUUGUCACUUUUCUGGGGGCUGAAUUGAUGUCAUUAUAUCACUGUCUCCUACAGAAUAUUUUUUUAAAUCCCAAAAGGAUUGCCCAAGGAUAUUUCAAACAAUAGCGAUCGUUGCGUAAUUAAGUCAUUAAAUAACGGAAAAUCAAAACUUAAUAAUUUUCAUCGUUCAAAAUUAAUUAGCCUGCCCAAUUAUGAUAAUGACUGUGACGUUCGUUCCAAAAACCACUAAUUGGUGCAAAAAUAAACCGAUUCCCUAAUGGAAGGUUGCCUUAGUUGUGUUUGUUGUGAUUACAUCAUAGCACACGAGGUAACCCAGAUCUAUGCAAAAUAGCUUUAAUUGUCUUUAUUGUUACUUCUUGCUUUUGGUCAAAAACCCAGCACAGGUCGAAAGAAUCCGCCGUGCUUGUGGCAGUUGGUGUGUACAAAUCCCCGUCCAAAGUCGCCUUGAACUGAAUCCAUACCAAUGGUAUUUCUCUCCCAUGAAGAGGGAAAUCGCACCAUCUCGCAGACUCCAUCCCGGAUGGUAAAAAGCAGAAGUAAAAGUGUUGUGCGAAUGUACAUUUCUCUUAGACUCCUCACCAUCAAACGCAAUAGAUAAAGAUAACCUGCAUACUGGUCGUAGGUGAAAGUAUUCUAAAGUAGGUAAAUGGGUUGACAUCCCCACGGUAGAUUUCUCUAUCACCAUCUCAGUCCCGCACUACACCAGCAGGUGCACCAGAAGAGAACGGAACGAGGUCACAUGAUCGUUUUCUACAACGAAUACCCCACUUUCCAAAUUGUUCUUCUGCCACUCUUCGCGGUGUCUACCACUCUGCACCUCAUGUGCACGGUUUUGAUCCACUCUACCCCGGCAUUUCAUCCCCUCUUGGGACGUGGUGGCACUCCCAAGGACACACUUGUCAAAUUUUAAACUUUGUUUGGGGUUUUCGGAGCGGGAAAAGUUGUGAUUUGAUUUUGUGCAAUUUUUUGUGAUACUAUUUUUAGGUGAACCAUGAACUUCCCCACGUUCGGUGUGGGCGUCCCCCUAUCGGCCGCCCUUCCAGUGGCCACCCAAUUCUCCGCCGGAAAAAUCACCCAAAGUGUUACAACUCCCAACGGACAAGUCGUCGGAGUGCUGCAAGGAGGAGAGAAUGGCGUUCACUACAUCAGGCCUUUGGACGCCAAUGCCUUCGCAACCGCCACCACCCAAGGCCAGAGCACGGGCCCCACGCAAACCCUCAUCACGUUACCUAUCACCAUGCCGGGGGCGAAGCCCGGCGACCCCCAGCAACACGUCCAAAUCCAAGUUGUUAACCCCGUGCAGACGCAGGUAUCUGACACCUUCGGACAAGGGGCGACUGUCUUGACGGUGGCGUAUAACCCGAACCAGGAGGGGGGCAUCCAGAUUGUGGAUGGCCAGAACGGAAUUGCCGAAGGGAUGACGGUUGUAGCCGCCCUUCAGCCGCAAGACAUCCAAUUGAUCCAAGCCGAACCUGACAAAAACAACAAGGACGCAACCCCUGUUGCUUUAAUUAAAAACGAACUGGGCAAUAAAGAGGAGGAGAGUAACGAAGCCGGAACUUCCAUCACUGCAAUCCCCGCCCAAUAUUUACAAAACGCCAGCGUCCAGGAAUACCUACAGAAGAUGCAACAACACAACACGUUACCGCUAAGCCUUCACCAAUUUCUAAAAUUCAAUAACCCGGAAAUCAAGCGGGAACAGCUCACCGGUGAGGGUGACAUCGAGGCGAUUAACAUCUCAACUGACGAUCAGGAGCAGCUCAUUUUGAACGAGGUCGAAGGCGAGAUGGAGACGGAAGAGAGCGCCGAUGACCCCGACAAGGGCAAGAAGAAGAAGAAGUACAAGAAGAAACCACCGAAGCCGAAGAAACCCAAGCCGGGGCAGGUCCACAUCGCUACAGCGCUGGACGGAACGACGCUGUUUUGUUGCCCGGAGUGCCACAUGGCAUACCCCGAGAAGGAACUACUCGAACAACACUUAGUGGGGCAUAAAAUCGAGCGGAGGUUUAUUUGCGACAUCUGCGGGGCCGGUUUGAAACGCAAAGAACAUUUAGAACGGCACAAGUUGGGGCAUAACCCGGAGAGGCCGUUCGUGUGUACGGUCUGCAUGAAGGGGUUCAAGCGGAAGGAACAUUUAAAUCUCCAUUUUGUUAUUCAUUCGGGGGAGAAAACGGAAAUCUGUGGGGAAUGCGGGAAGGGGUUCUACAGGAAGGACCAUCUGAGGAAACACGCCAGAUCUCAUAUAACCAGACGAGCGAAAGAGCAAGCCGAGCGGAAUCAGAAUAUUCUGAUCAAAGAACCGACAACACAAGUCACAAUACAGGUCCCCACGUCUCAAAUGCAGAUCCCUGUGCAGAUACAGGUGCCCCAACACCACAUCCAAGUUACCGCCAAUUCGGAAGAAGACGGCAACCAAGUCAGCACUGUGGUCUUGCCAACUGCGUCUGAAGGGAUCAUGCUGCCCCAGAACUAAACUAGGAAAUAAGUACUAUAAGUGAUCUUAAUGAACAUUGUUACACUUUUUAUAAUGUAUAUAUUAUAUGGACAUAAUAUUCAUAUUUAUUCUCUAUAUUUAACGAGAUGUGUAGUUUGUUGAUGCUCCACGACGUGGCCAUGAUCUGAAAGAAUUGCCACGUGAACCAAUCCUUGUUGGUCUGAAUCGAGUUUAUUUAUUUUAUUUUUAUAUGCUGUUCUUUAUUUUUAUUUAUUCAGUAUUAUUGUUGUCAGACUAACACUUGAUCAGUUGCAAUACUUGUACAAUUCAAUCUGUUGGAACCAAAGGUUAUUCAUUCUCUAAAAGACACCCCGCCUCUCUGUACGUGGAACCGAUUAUAUUUUGUACAAAAUGAUUAGUUUAGUUGGUUUUGGGUUUAAUCUAAUUUGUAAACUUUGAGCAAUGUAUCUGUAGUUCGCUUUGUUUCUGGGAAAGUUGGUCAUAUUUAUAAUUACGAUUUAUGUUAAUUUUAGUAUAAACUCUCCUCGCGUCGUUUACUUAACAAAUUUUUGUUUUAAAAAAUUCGAGAGUUUACUACCGGCUAGGUCAAUGAAGACUGCGUUUAAAAUUUGAAUAAUUCAAUUUGGACUCUUGAUUGUGAUCCAUAUGUAGGACGUAAUUUAGUUUCACAGGAUGUUGAAACUUGGAACGAAUGUUGAAAUUUACUGUAUUUUUUUAUACUACUGACAUUUAAUUACAUUACAUGAAAAUAAAGACGUUUCUUUUUUA